GCGGACCAACCACACACAGAGCGAGUCUCACUCCGAGUCACCCGGCGAGUUUUUCAAUAAAUCUCUCCCAGAUCUCGAAUCUCUCCUCUAUACACUUCCUUACCAGCUUUUAGAGAAAAUGGAGACGUUUUUGUUCACAUCCGAGUCCGUAAACGAAGGACACCCCGACAAACUCUGCGACCAAGUCUCCGACGCGAUCCUCGACGCGUGUCUCGAACAAGACCCCGAGAGCAAAGUCGCUUGCGAGACCUGCACCAAGACCAACAUGGUCAUGGUCUUCGGCGAGAUCACGACCUCCGCCAAAGUGGACUACGAGAAGAUCGUUAGAUCCACUUGCCGUGAGAUUGGUUUCAUCUCCGCCGACGUUGGCCUCGACGCCGACAAAUGCAACGUCUUGGUCAACAUCGAGCAGCAGAGCCCCGACAUUGCUCAGGGAGUUCAUGGUCAUUUGACAAAAAAGCCUGAGGAUAUUGGCGCCGGUGAUCAGGGACAUAUGUUCGGUUACGCUACUGAUGAGACUCCUGAGCUUAUGCCUUUGACUCAUGUCUUGGCUACUAAGCUUGGCGCGAAGCUUACUGAAGUGAGGAAGAACAAGACUUGUCCGUGGCUGAGACCAGAUGGGAAGACUCAAGUCACCGUUGAGUAUAGGAACGAUGGUGGAGCGAUGAUUCCGAUUCGUGUCCACACGGUUUUGAUCUCGACUCAGCAUGAUGAGACUGUGACCAACGAUGAGAUCGCUGCUGAUUUGAAGGAGCAUGUGAUUAAGCCGGUGAUUCCCGCUAAGUAUCUUGAUGACAACACUAUCUUUCACUUGAACCCGUCUGGGAGGUUUGUGAUCGGUGGGCCUCAUGGUGAUGCUGGAUUGACCGGGAGGAAGAUUAUUAUUGAUACUUAUGGUGGUUGGGGAGCUCAUGGUGGUGGUGCUUUCUCAGGGAAAGAUCCAACCAAGGUUGAUAGAAGCGGUGCUUACAUUGUGAGGCAAGCUGCGAAGAGUGUUGUUGCUGCUGGACUUGCGAGGCGUUGUAUUGUUCAGGUUUCGUAUGCUAUUGGUGUCCCUGAGCCUCUCUCUGUGUUUGUUGAUACUUACAAGACUGGGACUAUUCCGGAUAAGGAUAUUCUUGUGUUGAUUAAGGAGGCGUUUGAUUUUAGGCCAGGGAUGAUGGCUAUUAACCUUGAUUUGAAGAGGGGAGGUAACUUCAGGUUCCAGAAGACUGCUGCUUAUGGGCAUUUUGGGCGUGAGGAUCCUGAUUUCACUUGGGAGGUGAUUAAGCCACUUAAGCCAAAGGCUUAA
Molecule: messenger RNA, 1291 nt
Organism: Eruca vesicaria subsp. sativa (arugula)
Lineage: Eukaryota; Viridiplantae; Streptophyta; Magnoliopsida; Brassicales; Brassicaceae
Source: the annotation of a GenBank genome assembly